Vigna radiata var. radiata (mung bean) is the source of this 603-nucleotide messenger RNA. RefSeq names its product glyoxylate/hydroxypyruvate reductase HPR3. The record is from RefSeq and is a predicted model, not a curated record. Gene Ontology annotation, cellular component: cytosol. Bases 1 to 537 code for a protein of 178 amino acids. The transcript is spliced from 2 exons. Lineage: Eukaryota; Viridiplantae; Streptophyta; Magnoliopsida; Fabales; Fabaceae. Gene Ontology annotation, molecular function: hydroxypyruvate reductase [NAD(P)H] activity; NAD binding; glyoxylate reductase (NADPH) activity.
AUGUUUAUCCAGCCAAUAGUAUCAGGAAAGAGAGUUGGAAUAGUAGGGUUGGGAAGAAUAGGGUUGGAGGUGGCACAUAGGCUUGAGGCCUUGGAGUGCAUGGUAUCCUACAACUCUAGGAAGCAGAAACCCUUUGUUCCAUACCCUUUCUAUUCUACUGUUCUUGAACUUGCCACUAACACCGAUGUCCUUGUUCUCUGUUGUUCCCUCAAUGACCAAACACGCCACAUGAUCAACAAAGAAGUCAUGCUGGCACUGGGAAAAGGAGGAGUUAUUGUCAAUGUGGGAAGAGGAGCUUUGAUAGAUGAAAAACAACUCAUCAACUGUUUGAUGGAAGGUGAAAUUGGAGGUGCUGGUUUGGAUGUCUUUGAGAAUGAGCCUCUUGUUGAUGAACACUUCUUUUCCUUGGAUAAUGUAGUUCUAUCACCACAUGCAGGUUUUUCCACUUUAGACUCUUAUCUUGCUAUUUGCCAACUUCUCGGACGUAAUUUGGAAGCUUUUUUCUCUAAUAACCCUCUCAUUACUCCUGUCAUUUAGCUUCUUUCAAUUUUACUUCUUUCCUGUUCAGAACACAGUAUCAUGUAAUGCUUCUACCCUUUUCUA